GUACAUGCAAGUAGUACCCGGUGGUCAGGACAGUGUUCCUAUACCCACACAGCUACAGCUCCUCCCUUCUGCACACCUCAACGCCCCGCCCACAGUCCACAGGUGGAUGACCUGUGUAGCGUUACCUCGGACUCCUGUUGCUGGCUCCUCAUUUACACAACGGACCGCCGCAUAGACAGCGCUCCUCCCUCCUUCUUCCUGACCGUCUUUCUGAAGCCGCUGAAUUUCUCCUACCUAGUUUAUUCAAAGAAACAGCCAGCAUGGCUCGGAAAUUGCUGCUGGUCUUGACUCUGGCGGCAGCGAUCUGCGGCGUGGUUUCUACCAUGCAAGACCGUUCAAGUCGUAUUGUCUGUUAUUUCUCUAACUGGGCAGUAUACCGUCCUGGAAUUGGUAGCUACUCCAUCUCUGAUAUACCCGUAAACUUCUGCACUCACAUAAUUUACUCCUUCGUUGGAGUUUCCAACAGAACGUGGGAGGUGUUGGUGCUAGAUAACGAGAACGACGUAGUAAAUAAUGGAUUUCGAAACUUCACGGAUCUGGCACGUAAGAUUCCUGGCCUUCAUUCCAUGCUGGCUAUCGGUGGUUGGGGUGAAGGCGGCAAGAAAUAUUCCCAGAUGGCUGGUGUGCCUGAAAGAAGGGCCUCACUCAUUAGGAGUAUUGUAGAAUACAUGAAUCUCUAUAGUUUUGACGGAUUCGAUCUCGACUGGGAGUACCCGUCAGCAGCGGAUCGAGGAGGCACUUUUAAGGACAAGGAUAAUUUUUUGGACUUUGUAAAAGAACUGCGGCAAGCUUUCGAUAACGAAAAAAAAAAUUGGGAGAUCACAAUGGCAGUACCCGUAGCGAAAUUCCGGCUACAAGAAGGAUAUCAUGUGCAGGAACUGUGUUAUCUUAUGGAUGCUGUUCACGUCAUGACCUACGAUCUACGAGGAAACUGGGCAGGUUUCGCGGACGUCCACUCACCCCUCUACAAGCGGCCAUUUGACCAAUGGGCCUAUGAGACUCUUAACGUGAAUGACGGCUUGCAGUUAUGGGUCAACCUAGGCUGCCCAAAGGAUAAACUGAUCGUUGGUGUUCCAUUUUACGGGAGGACGUACACACUUGGAAGCCCCAACACAAAUGGCCUGAGGGCGCCGGUAAAGAAAUGGGAAGGCGGCGGGUUGCCCGGUAACUACACCGGAGCCAAGGGCUUCCUCGCCUACUAUGAGAUUUGUGAAAUGAUGCAGACCGAUAAGGCUUGGGCCGAUAAGUGGGACGACAUUGGGAAAUGUCCUUACACCCACAAAGGUAACCAGUGGGUGGGGUACGAGAAUGCGAGGAGCCUGAAGAUCAAGAUGGACUUCAUCAAAGCGAAUGGCUAUGGCGGGGCUAUGGUUUGGGCCAUCGACAUGGAUGACUUUCGUGGAACAUGUGGACCCGUUAACCCGUUGAUAAAAGUUCUUUACAAAGGCAUGAAAGGAUACAUAGUGCCCACUCCACCGCCCACUACCACUACCGCAAAAGUCACCUACUGGCAGCAAUGGAAACCGUCUUCUACAACUCCCAUCACGACUAAAAAACCUCCCACUUCAACCACCCCUUCCACCUCUUCCAUGCCCAUCAUACAAGCAGAUGUUCCUGUUGGUCCACCGGGUGUAGGAAGUGUUCCUUCUAAGCCCCCAAAGACACCGACACCAUCUGUUAGUCCUACUUCAGCUCAGCCGCCUACUAAGGACUGCAGCACUGGUGAAGAGUUCUUACCUCAUCAUGACUGCAGGAAGUAUUACCAUUGCAAUCAUGGGGAACCUCUAGAGCGUUCAUGCAUGCCUGGGACAGUGUGGGAUCAAAGCCAAAAAACCUGCACCUGGCCGAACGCUCGGUCAUGCCCCUGAAGAUGCCCCAACAUAUGUACAGCUUGCUCUGUUGGUGCAUACUGUCGAGGUUUAAGGACAGACUUUUCUUUGUGAAUUGUUGACAUAUUACUGUCGUCUUUAAUGCCUUCUGUUAUUAAAUAAAUAUGCAAUAUACUCAUUAAAAACUAUCAGUUUUUAACUGCUUAGUAAGAUGUAAGAAAUGCAUAUUACAGAUGCCCUCUGCCUCACUCAGCGUAUCUUCAGUCAUUUUGUGAAACAUUAAAUAAAAUCAAACAGAUG
This is a messenger RNA of Scylla paramamosain (green mud crab), 2129 nucleotides long. RefSeq names its product endochitinase-like. Gene Ontology annotation, biological process: chitin catabolic process; carbohydrate metabolic process. Gene Ontology annotation, cellular component: extracellular region. Gene Ontology annotation, molecular function: chitin binding; chitinase activity. The record is from RefSeq and is a predicted model, not a curated record. Lineage: Eukaryota; Metazoa; Arthropoda; Malacostraca; Decapoda; Portunidae. Bases 261 to 1868 code for a protein of 535 amino acids. The transcript is spliced from 10 exons.